AUGGCGGCGGAACCGCCAGAGCCCGCAUCCUCGCUGGAUGCCCAGCUCGCGGCCUCUUCCUCUUCCGCCGCAGCCGGCGUAGGUGGCCCCAAUCCGUGCUGUGCGAAGCUGUGGAAGAAGUACCAGAAAUUGGAGACGGCGCUGCGGGAGGCGGUGAAGCUCCUGCAGGCUGAGAACGAGAAGCUGCACAAGGACAACUCGGAGCUCAGCAAAACGUGCAAGGAGGAACGCCUCCGAGGUGAUUCAGCAGAAGCAGUUAGGGCGACUGAGUCUGAUGCCAGAGAUCUGCUGGAAAAGGAGAUAAUUGAAUUAAAGACACAGAACUCAAGUUUGAAGCAAACACAAAAUACCUGCAAAAAUAAUGAUGAACUUUUACGCAUCUCUGAAUUGGAGGAAGAAAAUAGAAAGCUCAUACAGGUUUUAGGGAAAGAAAGGAAGAAGAUUACUUCUGAGAAGAAAAAUUUUGAAGAAGAAAAGUGCGAAACUCUAGAAAUGCAAAGGAUAUUGAAGUCAGAAACACAGAAGUCUGAAGAGUAUAGAAGAGUUGCUGAUAUGGAAAGAAAAGCUGCCAAUGAUUGGAGAGCAUCAUGUGAAAGGUCGAGGAGUGAAGCAAAUGAAAUCAGAGCACACUUCACUGCUCAGGUUAAGAAAACAGAAGAAACACUUAAAAGGGCCGAAGCGGAGAAGCAGAAGGUAGCCAGAGAAAAGAAACGUGCUGAUUCAGAGAAAUCAUUAUCUGAAAAGAACAAAGCACUUAUUGAAGUUGAAAAGAAAAAAGUAACGGAACAGAAGUGCAGUGCUGACAAUUUAUUUGCAAAGUUAGAGGAGCAGAAGAAACUCAAUGAACAUUUGCGAACUAGCAUACAGGUUGAAACAAAGAAUGCAAUAGAAGAGAAAAAACGAGCAGACCAUUUGUUCCAGAAAUUAGAAGAGGUGAGAAAACAGACUGAAUAUUUACAGAGGAAGGCAAAUGAAUUCUCUGCAGGUAGAGAUGUAAUUUCUCCUGGCAAGUAUGGGCGGCGACAUGUUGAUAGAACUUCUGAGAGUGCAAAUGUAAAGCUUCUCAAAGAGAAGCUUAAGCUGAAGAAAGAACAACUAAAGCAUGUAAAGAAUGCGUCCAAGCUAGAUAAAGCAAAAACUGCUUUAAUAAGAAGAGAGCUUCAACAUUUCAAGCAAGACUGGAUGCAGCUACUGAGUCGGUUCAACAUGCUGGAUGACCACCUUGCUCGCGGUGUUGAAGGUAUUCAUGUCUUAACAGAGUUGAAUCAGCAUCCGGAGAUACGUGGCUUUGAACAGAAGCUGCUUCCUAAUGAUUCAGUUCCUGCCCCAUAUUUUGGGUUGCAGGCUGGGAUAGUUCCAUUUGGCUCUUCUAUCCCAAGUGAAUACACUUCAUAUCAGUUACCCAGAGAAAGCUGCUCACGACCAAUCUCAGGUACUAGUUCUCACAGAACAAAGUCAAAAAGUCAGCACAGAUCUUCAUGUCCAACAUCCAUAUCUGAUGAAAAAUUCAUGGGCUCACAGGGUAAGGAUAGCCUAUUUCUCUCAUCGACAGAUAUCAGAAAAAAACAGAAUUCAGUUGUUCCCGAGCUGCCUCCUAAAGUUAGUAAUGAUAGAGCAUUGCCUCCACAAGCAUUGAGGAUACCCUUGUCUUGUGGUACGGAAGUUACAGAUAAAAGAGAAACACAUUGUGGUGAUAGGAAGAGAAAAAGGACCAAAAGGUCUCCAGAACCCUCUGCUUAUCUUCCCUCUAAAAAUGAUUUGCUGCAUUUGAAAUCAAAGGGGCAUGCUGCCACUUCAAAUGUUGCAUUAGCAUUUGAUGAUGAUCCUUUGUGUCUGCAGCAAGGAAAUAACACCAUGUGUGUGACUGAAGGUGACAUGGAAAAUCAUAGGAGAAAAUAUCUUGUUGUCUCUGAUAGAGCUCCUCCACUCAGUUUCCCUUCUAAAGUGUUUUCUUGUGGAGGAAAUGGUUGUGCUAGUAGCAAGUUUGCUUCAUUGAUCCCCUUUGAGGAAAUGGUCAGGGAAAACUGCUUAAAGUUGCUCAAUUUGGAUGAUGAUGCAGAUGAGGAAAAUGACAAUUCAUCAAGUCCUGGGCUGCAAGCUAAUGUUGGGACAAGUGAAAUAACAGUGACCAAGCCAAACAACAAAGUCUCUAAUAGUUUGCUUGGGCAUCAUUGUGGAUCUGAAAAACCUCCAAUGCACUUAGUUGGAUUUACAAGAAUGAAAAGAAGCAACAUGAUGAACAUAUUUCGGUAUUGGGAGAUGCUGAGUUCUCAAUCUCAAAAGUAUUCUAACAAAGCUUUAGUUGAUGGUCCAUUCUUGAUAAAGUGUCAACUAACACAUUGCUACCUACAGAGUAGUGAGAAGGUUUCCCUCAUAUUUUCCCUUUUGUUGUGGGAUAUUAGAUUCGCAGAAGAAACUUUUGCUGAUGGAAAUUUUGCCUCAUCAGCUUUUUCGUUGAGUGAUGGUUUCAUCUCUUCACUAUUGGAUGAGCUGGAUUUAUGUUCUCUGCAGUGGAAUAACCGCGCCUGCUCAAAUGAAACUAUCGCAAGGUCCUUUGUCGAUGAUGUUGGUUAUGAGGAGAGAAGUGUUAGUAAGCUGAGGAACAAAUUAUCAUCAUUGUUAACAGGGACAAGUUUUACAGAGUCAUGGAGUUUAAGUGUUCAGUUUACUGCCAUUGGUGCAUUGGUCAGCGUCCUUCCACUGCCAUUUGACAAAAUUGCCACUGAAAGUAGACAAUUAUCAGGUUCCUUUGUUGUGCAGGAUCUGACAGCGGCGGCGGCGGCGGCGGCGAUGAGUAUAUCAGGCGAGCUUCCCCGCGAAGGAUCUGACGGUGAGGAGGAGGUCUUCAUCAACGAGGAGGACAUCAUCCACGAGAUAACCAUCGACGAUGAAGAUCUCCCCGACCGCGACGAAGAAGAUGACGACGUUGGCGACGGGAUGGUUGACUCAGAAGACGUCGAUGAUUCUACAGACACAUUUCAAGGCCACAAAGACGAAGUCUUCACUGUUGCGUGCAGUCCUACAGAUGCAUCACUUGUGGCUUCUGGAGGCAAAGAUGAUAGGGGAUUUCUGUGGAGGAUUGGAUCACAAGAGGGUGCCUUGGAGCUGACUGCUCAGGAAAUUUACAGAAUAGCCGUUCUUGAUACAGGACAUAAGGAUACUGUCGGCGCAGUGGCUUUCAGUUCAGAUGGGAAUUUGUUGGCUUGUGGAAGUUUUGACGGGCAAAUAAAUGUGUGGAAUACAGCUACACGAACUCUCAAGGGAACCCUUGAGGGUUCUGGAGUCAGGUGUACCUAUGAAUGCUCUGUUCCUUGUGAAGGUAAACUUAUAUGUACUGGAUCGGAUGAUGCAUCUUUGAGGAUAUGGGACCCAAGAAGUGCACAAAGCAGACAUGUUGUUCGAGGCCAUGGCUAUCAUUCUGAUGGCUUGACAUGCUUAUCAAUGACUUCGGAUUCACAAACGGUUGUUAGCGGCUCCAAGGACAGUUCUGUGCACAUUGUGAAUGUAAACUCGGGCCAGGUCGUUGGCUCAUUAGUAGGCCACACCAAUUCCAUUGAGUGCGUUGGUAUCUCACCAAGCUAUGGCUGGGUAGCCACAGGGAGCAUGGAUCCAAAGCUGAUCAUCUGGGACCUCACGCACCAAUCCAGCCGAUGCACCUGCGAACAUGAUGAGGGCGUGACAUCACUGGCAUGGCUAGGCUCGUCAAGGUACGUUGCGUCAGGAUGCAUUGACGGCAAGGUGCGCAUCUGGGACAGCCUCUCUGGGGACUGCGCCAGGGUGUUGAGUGGGCAUGCAGAUGUAGUACAGUCGCUGGCCAUCACUGCCGACGGCAACACCAUGGUCUCCACCUCAUCAGAUGGCUCCGCCCGUGUGUUUGACAUCUCCAUGUUCAAGUGA
Molecule: messenger RNA, 3897 nt
Organism: Miscanthus lutarioriparius
Lineage: Eukaryota; Viridiplantae; Streptophyta; Magnoliopsida; Poales; Poaceae
Source: the annotation of a GenBank genome assembly